This is a messenger RNA of Fomitopsis serialis, 1785 nucleotides long. RefSeq lists its product as uncharacterized. NCBI's taxonomy places the organism in Eukaryota, Fungi, Basidiomycota, Agaricomycetes, Polyporales, Fomitopsidaceae. The record is from RefSeq and is a predicted model, not a curated record. Bases 19 to 1785 code for a protein of 588 amino acids. The transcript is spliced from 6 exons.
GACUCAUCCACCACGGUCAUGUCCUCCGGUGCACUCAACGAGCCUAUUGCGGAUAGGGAGUCUAUUCACAAGUCGUGCAGGUCGCUCGAAGCCGUUGUCAACGUGCUCAAUGACUACUGCGAGGCCGCAAAUGCGAUCCUAACUCUGCAGCGGAAGCUCGUCAAGGCCUUGCGAGAUGCGGCGGCGGCGAAGUGUGUGCCUGAGAUACCAGCGAACGCGCUGAACGUGAGCGCGACCAUCUUCGACACGCUCUGCGAAGUGGACGCAAAGUUCGUCAAGCUCGCCGACAAGGAGUGCGACGCGGUCAGUGCGGAGGUCAAGAAAUGGUUCAAGAAGCUCGCUAAAGAAGAGCGUGCGUACGACGAUCGCCUCGCCAACGCCAACGCCAAGCUCAAGCAAGCCGGGCAACUGUACGAGAAGAAGGCCAAGAAGAACCCGCAGGACGCGGCCGACGAGCAUGCGCGUUACAUGAACAUCCUGACCACUCUGGGCCCCGAGAUCAACCAGGAGAAGUACAAUCACUCGCUUAUGGUGACGCGUAGGCAUCACUCGACGAUACACAGCUUGGCCGCCAGUCUCUCUCGCGUGGCGGACGCAGAAUGGCUUCGUUCCUGCGAGGGCGUGCGACGCUCUGCUCCUACCAUCGGACAGCUCGGCGAAUGGCGCGUCUACUGCGAGGGUGGAUGGUCAGGCCCGCUGCCUGCAGACCUACCGAACGGCGAGGCUCCUGAUCGUCCCGACCGCUCUGUGACGCCGAUUGCCCAAGGACGCGCCGUGACACCGAGCAUGGAAAAGUCGCCGCAAGGUCCCAGUACUCCGAUGUUGGAGAAGCCUGCGCCCGAAUAUUCAUCGCGUCGUCCGAGCGAGCAGGAGACAGAUGCAUCUUCACGAGCCGUCACGCCGUCGCACGACUCGUCACCCGCUCCGCCGCAGUAUCACCCUGCGAAGACGAUAGCUGAUGACUCUGUCAGGUCCCUGGCAUCUCUGUCGUCCUUCCCCUCACCGCCUACACAUUUCCCUAUGCCACCUCUUGCGAAGGCCGAGGCUAGCUCUCCGGUGAAGGAGACGAGGCCCGAGUCCCCUCGCGGACCACGUACACCAUCUGAAAUUCUCUUCCAGCGCAGGACAGAGUCACCUAUCCCGCUCGCGCCGUCCGAGACAUCACGCCCCCUACCAUCCCCCGCCGCUCAACGCGCCGAACCUGCUGCCAUUGCCACAUCGGUUCCUGUUGAGACUAAUGGCAAGGCCGUCGACGGGAACGCUACGCAGCAGGGAUCAGAUUCGCAGCACUCGAUUGCGCCGGAGAGUCCGGAGAGUCGAGAAUCGCACGAGCGGCAUGAGGCAAAGACCCCGUCCCCAGUGCUUACGCGCGCUGCGAGCAAGAAGAUCAAGUUUGAGAGUGCAGCAGUUUCAUCAGGUCCGACUAGUUCGAUCGGUGGAUCUUCGCAAGGCGGUGACCAUGUUGACGACGGUGAAUUCGGCGCCCUCAGACCUAGGGAAGAAAAGCGGCCGCGACAAGGUGGACCCGUCGACGCGCAGACCUCGCAGCCGAUCGAGCGGAGCGACACUGGCAUGAGCAACGGCAGCGUAGUGGCUGCCCUGCGUGAUCGAUAUUCACGGAUACCCGAACAACCUACGUCGCCUCGUAAGGAGGUGCCAAGGUCACCGACGAGCGUAUCUAAGAUCGCGAACAAAUACGAGCCCAUCGACGUUGCCCCGACUUCUCCGCGGCUCCCACCUACCUCGCCCGCUGCAGACCGCCGUCACCGAGAGGUGGGCGUGUGA